Arachis ipaensis is the source of this 2086-nucleotide messenger RNA. RefSeq names its product protein S-acyltransferase 8. Gene Ontology annotation, molecular function: protein-cysteine S-palmitoyltransferase activity. Gene Ontology annotation, biological process: protein targeting to membrane; peptidyl-L-cysteine S-palmitoylation. NCBI's taxonomy places the organism in Eukaryota, Viridiplantae, Streptophyta, Magnoliopsida, Fabales, Fabaceae. The record is from RefSeq and is a predicted model, not a curated record. Gene Ontology annotation, cellular component: endoplasmic reticulum; Golgi apparatus.
AUUCUUAUUCUUCUUCUUCUCAUACCUACUUCAACUUCAAAAAUUCAAUCUUUCUUCACUUUUCUAGCUGUAUCUGCAGUGCACACACUACAUUUUUUUUUUCUGUCCCAAAACAUUCCUCAACAAAAUUAAAAAAAAAAAAAAUCCAAACUUCCAAAAAUUCCAAACUCAAGAAAACCGCCAUCUCCCUCUCUCUCUCUAGGAUCACACCCCACCCCUUUUCUCUCUCCUAUUUCUUUUUUCUUUGUCUAUGAAGCUUUUUCUAUAACGAAGCCUACAAUUUUUGACCCUGAAUCCAACACUUCGAUUCACUGUGACUGUGUUUGGAAGAAUGGUGUUGGAGAAUGAGAUGAAGAAAGCUUGCUGGUUCUAGCACUCAAGUAGGAAGAGGGAGGGUAGUAUCUUCAUGGCACCGAAGCAGCGCGUGUACCAAGUUUGGAAAGGAAGCAAUAAAUUCAUAUUUGGAGGGAGGCUGAUAUUUGGGCCUGAUGCUAGGUCGCUUCUCAUCACCUUGUUAUUGAUUCUUGUUCCAGUUAUCAUCUUUUGCGUAUUUGUAGCGAGGCAUCUUCGGCAUCAAUUUUCUUCAUAUGAUUCAGGAUAUGCUAUUCUAGUGGUGGCAAUUCUAUUUACUUUUCUUGUGUUGAUGCUUCUCUUCCUUACUUCCUCACGUGAUCCGGGCAUUAUUCCAAGGAAUUCACAUCCACCAGAGGAAGAGUUUCGCUACGAAUCUGUUGAUGGUGGGGGUGGCCGACAAACGCCUAGCCUUCAGUUUCCCCGAACAAAAGAUGUAAUAGUCAAUGGCCAUACUAUAAGGGUGAAGUACUGUGAAACUUGUAUGCUGUAUCGACCUCCGCGUUGCUCGCAUUGCUCCAUUUGCAACAACUGUGUUGAGCGUUUCGACCACCAUUGUCCUUGGGUGGGACAAUGUAUUGGUCUGAGGAACUACCGUUACUUCUUUCUAUUUGUUUCUUCAGCAACUCUACUCUGCAUCUAUGUCUUUUCCAUCUCAGCUUACUACAUCAAGGUUCGGGUGGAUAACUACGAUGGCACAGUUUGGAAGGCAAUGAAAGAAUCCCCUGCAUCUGUGAUACUCAUGGCUUAUUGUUUCAUCUCUCUGUGGUUUGUUGGUGGACUAACUGGUUUUCAUUUGUACCUUAUAGGCACAAACCAGACUACCUAUGAAAACUUCCGGUAUAGAGCUGACAGCAGGAACAAUGUUUUUAAUCAGGGAUGUUUAGGUAACUUUCUAGAAGUGUUUUGCACAAAAGUAAAGCCCUCUAGGAACAAUUUCAGGGCCUUUGUUCAAGAGGAGGUAAGGAGGCCACCUGUUCCGGUCACUCCUCGGGAACAUGAACUGGAUGAUUUGGAUGGAGAUCGCCGUCCCAAAGUUGAAGAUGAUCUAGAUAUUGGUGAAGACCUAUUGAAGAUAUCGCAGCGUAGGAAUAUUGAAGAGCUUGACGAGGACAUUCAGAGCAGAGGGAGCAAUGGACCACCUCAUAAUACAUCUGAACCUGACUCCAUUUUGUCAUUAGAUCAUCGAGCUCCCACGAUUCGGUCGGAUGCUAGGCGUUCGAGUUGGGAAAAGAAUGAAGGCUUGGAAAUUGCACAGCAGGUUCUUGCCGAUUCAAAUGUCACCGAAAGCAGAAGCUAUCUAACAACCUCCGGAAAUGUGCCGACCAGGGCCGGUCGGUCUUUAUGAUAUUUGCAUAGCGUCAAGAUUGUGGGAUUACUUGGAGACAAAAGAUAGCAAAGGAAACGGUCCUUGUCCAGAGUUGCCAUAACACAAGUGAGAGUUGAAUUAGUUGGCACUUUUAGUAUAAAACUUUCACCUUUUUUUGUGAUUACCUUAGCUCUUUGGGAAAGCAUAGAAAUGUUUGUUUGUAAUUGUUUGAGAGGACAAAGAAAGUAGUGUCUUGUUUUUAUGGUUAAUUUUGUUUUAUUUUAUUUUUCAAAAUUUUCAACAGAUCAAUAUGUUGUGGAUCACUGGAUCUUAUAUUCUUAUCUUAGUUGGCUUUUAUUCUUUGUGUAAAUAACCAGUUGGGAAUACUUAAGAAGUUGCCCUACAAAUGCUGUGUUUUAGGCCUGG